This is a messenger RNA of Planococcus citri (citrus mealybug), 2035 nucleotides long. RefSeq names its product T-box transcription factor TBX19-like. Bases 226 to 1671 code for a protein of 481 amino acids. Gene Ontology annotation, molecular function: RNA polymerase II cis-regulatory region sequence-specific DNA binding; DNA-binding transcription factor activity, RNA polymerase II-specific. Gene Ontology annotation, biological process: positive regulation of DNA-templated transcription; mesoderm formation; regulation of transcription by RNA polymerase II. Gene Ontology annotation, cellular component: nucleus. The transcript has 9 exons. NCBI's taxonomy places the organism in Eukaryota, Metazoa, Arthropoda, Insecta, Hemiptera, Pseudococcidae. The record is from RefSeq and is a predicted model, not a curated record.
GGUGUGCCAUUGCUGACUCGAAAACCUCAACAGGUAGACAACUUGUUUACACACUCACACAUUGAAAAAAAUAAUACCAUCAGCAAUCUAGUAUCCAGUUCGGUUAGUGUAGUUUCGACAGCUCGGUGUGAAAAUCUGCCAACACUAUCUUGUUUAUUGAUGUAAUUUGUUAUACACAACGAAAGGAUCAUUUUUCACACACAGGUGUUUCUGUGUAAAUCAGAUAUGUCUCAGUCGCAUAUUCUAACAAUGAUGGAAGCAGGCGUGAUAGCAGGAAAAAUGAAAGGCGAUCCUUUUGAAAAUGAUGUGAGAAUUACAUUAGAUGAUAAAGAUCUAUGGGAAAAAUUCCGAGCAUUAACCAAUGAAAUGAUAGUCACAAAAACUGGCAGGAGAAUGUUUCCCGUCGUGAAAGUCACAGUAAAUGGGUUAGAUCCUGCUGCAAUGUAUACAUUACUGUUGGAAUUUAUUCAAAUCGAACAGCACAGAUGGAAAUACGUGAAUGGUGAUUGGGUUCCUGGUGGUAAAGCAGAACCACCUCCUCAGCAUGCUGUAUAUGUUCAUCCAGAAUCACCGAACUUUGGAGCUCACUGGAUGAAAGAAUCUGUUUCAUUUGCCAAAGUGAAGCUAAACAAUAAGCAAACUUCUAAUGGACAAGUGAUGUUAAAUUCUUUGCAUAAAUACGAACCUCGAGUACACAUAGUUCGAGUCAGCAGUGAGCAGCAAAGAGCUUUCACGUUUAAUUUUCCAGAAACUCAGUUUAUCGCUGUAACAGCUUAUCAAAAUGAAGAAGUGACUUCUUUGAAAAUAAAAUAUAAUCCAUUUGCGAAAGCUUUUCUAGACGCUAAAGAAAGAACCGAAUCUCCUUCAGCAUGUCAUAGGGAUUCCAAUCAAGAACAGUCGUCUUAUUCUGAUUGUGAUGAAAGAUCUAUGCGUCGUACGCCAUCUUAUCACACUCACGAAUCACCAAACAACGUAUGGAUAUUUCCUCAGUCAUCUUCUGCGGCAAAUUUACCAGUUCCAUCCGAGCACCCUGUACAUAUGAAAGAAGAUCGCCAUGAUAAACACAAAUACCGAUUUUCUCCGUUUUAUCGACCAAGUAGUCAAAUGUGCAACCAAAGAUCAUUAUCUCCAGCUAAUUCACCAGCAGGAAUCUGCACUUCUGAGUCAGAAGACGGCGAUAUGCAACAACCAACCUCGAACGCAGUAGUCUUCUCUUCAAAUCAUUCAACCUGGUCAACCGAACCCAUGGAUACACCGGUAACCCUAACACCGGUACAAUCACAGAUCACUCCUUCGCCAUCGCCAAAUCACCUCCCAAUACCAUCGUCAUCAAAUGUGAACACUACCAAUGCGCCAACGCCUCCGUUUAUGAGUUGGUACUCUCUACCAGAGCAAUCCUAUCAAUUACACCAUUCUCAUCAUCACCAUCAUUACCAGCCUUUGGAGUAUGUUCCUUUACCCAUACCUCAGUCACAACCAGAAUACAUGAACUCGGAUAUUUUGAUUCAUAAAAAUAACUUAUCGUCCACGCCCAAUCGCGAAGAUAGCACUUACGAUUGUAACAUUGAGCAACGUUUGUUUCCGAAGAAUAAUAAUACCGUCGAAAUGAAAUCUACGUCUUCGUGGAUGCCUUCGAGUAAUGGAGAUACGUGUUUGAUUAAAGAUUUAUGAAUUUCUGUGCUGCACAAUACUUCUCAAAUUUUUACGGCAAUGAUUGAAUUUAGACCAUAGUUAUUAGGUAGACAAAUCUCUUUUUAUUCGACCAAUUUAAAUUAAAAUAACGACGAAAAUAAUGUCUUUUCAAGCGUUCAUUUGUACGAUAUAGUUUUUCUUAUAUGUGUGUAGGUAUAGUAUUAUUUUGAAAAUUGAUAUUGAAUCACAGCGUCUCAGGAAUUUUGAUAACAUGAUAGGUAAGGUACCUAAAUUCUAGAAACAUGUAUGUAUAAGAAAGUCUGGAACGACUUUGAAAUACACCUAGUAUCUACGUAAUUUCAUUGUUAUUUCAUGUUAAAUAUAUAUUACCUGUAUUUUAUGA